AUGUGCGAAUUAUCAAAUCAACAUUUGGCGGUCAUUCAGCAACGAAAUUCUCGCGGAGACAGGAAAACACGUCAGAUGUAUUUGCUGAACGAACUGGGUCGUCUGUUAGACUUGGUUACUAUACGCCAUCGGUUGAUGGAUUGCAUGUGGGAAUGUGAAGUCUUGUCGAAAAUCUAUUUGACUUUUGCAAACGAGAUGGGAUUCGAUGAUUUUCAUUUGUUUGUUCGACCUUUACAGUUUGAGGCGGCCAAAUACAAGGAGGGUGCGGAUGAGUUCCGUCCACCAAUCUACAUCACAGCCAUACAGGACGAUGAUUCGGCUUUGGACAAAUUUUUACCGUCUGCGUUACCGUUGGCCAUUCAUGAAUUAGACGAAACACAUGUGGGCAAGUUCUCAUUCCGUGGAAAGGUGACGAUCAUGGAAAUGCUUGAAACCCGUGGAGUGGAAAAUUUGCUGACCAUCUUGAAAACACAAAUCGCUCACAAGAAUGCCCUGACCGCGGCCGUCCUAUUAGCUUACAAUGCUCGACCAUCAUUUUACACUGCACAUGCACCCAAAGUGAAGUACGUCUGA
Molecule: messenger RNA, 573 nt
Organism: Echinostoma caproni
Lineage: Eukaryota; Metazoa; Platyhelminthes; Trematoda; Plagiorchiida; Echinostomatidae
Source: the annotation of a GenBank genome assembly